AUGGAACGUGCCAAUGGUGGCAAUUUGGAAAAAUUCAUUUAUAUUCAACCAUCCACUUUUUCCAUGCAAAAAGAUUCUAAUUAUCAUCAUCUUACACCAAAAGAACGUUUACUUCGUGCGGGAUGUUUCACCAAGUUUGGCUCAUUACAUGGACAGGGUAUUAUCCAUCGAGAUUUAAACCCUUCUAAUUUACUAUUACAAUAUGAUAAUUCGGAAGAUUUCACUGGAAUGUUC
Molecule: messenger RNA, 234 nt
Organism: Cetraspora pellucida
Lineage: Eukaryota; Fungi; Glomeromycota; Glomeromycetes; Diversisporales; Gigasporaceae
Source: the annotation of a GenBank genome assembly